Messenger RNA from Folsomia candida, 1765 nucleotides. RefSeq lists its product as uncharacterized. The transcript is spliced from 9 exons. Bases 312 to 1247 code for a protein of 311 amino acids. The record is from RefSeq and is a predicted model, not a curated record. NCBI's taxonomy places the organism in Eukaryota, Metazoa, Arthropoda, Collembola, Entomobryomorpha, Isotomidae.
AUAUAUACAAAGAACAUAACACCCUUUAAAGACUUGCUACAAUUCUUUAUCAGCCUUGAAUCUAUUGGUGACUCAUCUCAUAAACACACAAAUCAAGGUUGAGAAUCGUUUUUAGUUAAAAUGCUUCAGCGGCACUUCCUGCCUGAGUGUAUUUCUGGCAAACCGGACCCUACCACUACUACUUGCAUACACGUGUAAAUAUAGUACAAAACUUAUUAUUACAGUUCACAGUACCCUUAGCCUUAGGCAUCGGCAUAAUAUUAUAGACCAGUUUACAACAUACUCCGGUAAGGGCAUCAUACGCCUAUAAAAUGGAGGUCCAGAACUACAAAUACGAUGAUAACGACGACGACGACGAAGCCUCCAUUGGACCAGUCCUGAUCCCCAUAAAUUUUACGACUGGGAGUCUUGGUCGUUCUGGCAAGACGUACCAGGGAAUAAAAUCCCUUCAUAAUGUCACGCGCCUCAUUGAUGUGGACGAAACGUGGGCAAUACAAAAUGAAUUCGGGAUUACUCUUGACGAAAAUCGAUACUUUCUCCGCAGACAUGCAAUAUUACGAAAAAUGCCAUUAAUGCCAGCCUUACACAGCAUGAAGUCACGAAUCACUGAACUUAUGGCAGAAUUUGAAGUUGCACCUGAAGGGCCAUGGAAAGUAAACAUUAUCGACAUUGUGCAUCAAAAGAAGGGCAGCCAUUUCAAAUUCUGCAAGCCGGUUGUUGAAAAAAGUGACAAUCUGAACUUGUUCACUCCAGCUUUUGGGUUUAAUACGGCUCUGAAGAUCAAAUCUGAGAAAGUUAGGCCAAGCUCCCCUGUCUCAAGUAUUUAUUCUCAUAAGCGAAAUAGGACCCCUCUGCCAGACGUUUCUUUCAGCGCAAACUUUAUAAAGGGACUUAAGUUAGAAAGAAACUUUACCAACGAUACCAACGAGUAUAACGAGCCCAUGUCAAGCAGACAAGCGUACAACACGGCUCUACCAAGCUAUGUUGACAUCGAGGAUACAAACUCUGUACACAGUUACGAGUCACAGGAAGACUUGGACGGGCUUGAAAUUCCACAGGAAGAUUUUAAAUCGGAUUUUCUUAAUCGAAUUCAGAAUUGUUUGACAGAGGAUAUGCUUAAAGAUGCAAAGAAGGCGCUUCAAUCCCAAAAGGGGACGCAGUUCUCUGGACAACGGGAUCGCUGGACCACGUGGACAAUGCAGUGUCCAUACGUCGUGUCAGUUUUGCGAUCUCUCUUUGAUGUCUAAUAUAUUUAUAAUCUUUAUACAUACAUGCAUGUCCUGCAGCUUCAGAUAUCUAUUUUUUGUUGCUCAAUGCGAUUAACGUUUAUACAAUUGACAAAGUUGAUAUAUAAUUGUAGACUAGUAUUUAAGAUUUAUUACCACACACUUCACAUUUCUCCUUUUUUACUUGAAAUGUAAUUUAGUAACACGUGCUCAAUUUUCUAUGAUCAGUCCUCAUAGCUGGCAGUUUCAAUCAUUAACAUAACAAUGAUCAAUUGUUUAAUUCUCAUAUGUAUGUACAUAUAUAAUCCAAUGAUAAUUGUGAGUUUGAUUUAUUAAUUUUAAGCAUAUGACGUAAGUUAAUAACCUCUGUUAUGUAUAUAAAUGAUAGGAAUAAUAUUUCUGAGAAUUUUGAUAUUAUUUGUAUCUCUGUCAAGCUUAGACUCGGGUUGAACCGAAUAUAACUAAAAUUAGUUCUAAACAUAAAUUCUGCGAAUUAUGGAUUAAUCAGAUAAUAAAUGCAAAGCUCCGAAGAUAAAAGA